AAAAUUAUUUUUAAAUGUAUUUGUGGUAAGAAUUUUAUUUAUUAUAGUAUUUAUUUUACAAAAAUGCUGACUCCUAGUUUUGAACUUCGACAGAACAAUGAUUUCUUGAUUCUCACUAUUAAAGCUCCUUAUGUGAAAGCAAAUGAGGUAGAAAUAUAUAUUGAUGAAUAUGACUUCAAAUUCUAUGUGAAACCCUACUUUCUUAGAUUAACCUUUCCAUGUAAAGUUGUUGAAAAUGGUAAAGAAAAUGCAUCCUAUGACAUUCACAAAGGUGUUUUUACAAUUAAUAUACCAAAGCUACAAAGUGGAGAAUUUUUUCCAAAUCUUGAAAUGUUAACUUUACUUUUGGCUAACAAGAAGAAACAAACAAAUAAACCUCUGGUCGAGGUUUUAGCUGAUGAAAAUUCAAAUAACAAUCAGAAUGGUGAUGUGAAUGAUAAUGAUGUGGAUGAUCCAGAUGAUGAAUUCACUUGGGAGAUAGAACAAACAUUAAAUUCUGAAUCUGCAUCAGAUAAAUGCUUUCAAUACAAAUAUGGUUUCGGCAAUAAAUAUUAUGGCUUAUUCUCAAGUUUUAAGGGUGAAAUGUCUGAAGUUAUUGAUCUGGACUCUCCUGACGAGACAACACCUUCAGAUAGGCAAAGACUAAGAAAGUUAGCAGACGCUGAAAAGUUUGAUAAAGAUCAUUACAUUGCAGACUUUUUGGACGAGGAACUAAUGAAACCUCUUCUAGAGUUUUGUCCAUCAUGGUUAAAUUAUAAGGAGAAUCACUCCCAUCAUGAGGAAACAUCACCGAAUUUAUGUCAACCAGACGGUUUAAUCAAAAAAAGCUCUAAACUGCUUCAUGCUGACAACAGUUGUAAAUUUGAGUUCACCGAGGAUGAAAAGUAUCAAUUAAUGCAGCUCGCUCAGAAUGAUCAUAUUCUUUCAAAGGAAGAUGAAACUAUGUGUUUUUUAAGUUUAGUUGACAUUUUGUUGUCUUAUUGUUAUGAUAUCAGAACUACAGAAGCAGAGCAUACGACUUGCUCAGCAUGGACAAUAUCAAAACUAAGUUCUACGCUGUCUUGGCUUGAAGUGCACAAAUCUUUAAAAGAUGUUUUGGUGAGUUUUGCUUCUCGCUGUUUAUGCUAUCCUCUCUAUCGCAAUUGGGAUUUAUUUGUCAAAGUUAUAGAUGAUGCAAAAAACUUGUUUCUGCAUGGGAAAUCUCAUAUUCUGCGAUGUCUUCUUGAUAUAAAAAGAAUUUUUCAAAAAGAUGAAAAUAGAUAUUUGUUAAACGAACUUUAUAUAAAUGAUUACUGCGUUUGGAUUCAGAGACAGAGUAACGUUAAAAUUACAUCUCUUGCUACAAAUAUACAAAAUACCAAAAUAUGCAAAGACGAUGUUCCAUUUAACUUGAGAGAAAUAGAAAAAGAAGCUUUUAGAGAUUAUGUAGAGUAUGAAUCGCCGCUCAACAGCUCAAUUGAUGAAGAUUCGUCGGCUAACAACUCAUCUUUAAGCGAAAUUGACUCUGAUGAUACCGAAUCUGAAGAUGAUAGUAAUGUUGAUAUUAGUUUUAAUUUAACAGAAAAGUUAUUUUCCAAAGUCUCAGUUAAUAAAAAUGUACAGCUCGAUGUGGUUAACGCUGAUGGGUGCUUUGAUGAAUCAAAAAAAGAUUUAGAAAACUGUGAAAAUCAGUUUAACGCUGCAAACAAUGAUUUACAAUGCAUAAGUACGGGUUUAAAAAAUCUUUAAAAAUUGUUCACAA
Hydra vulgaris (swiftwater hydra) is the source of this 1741-nucleotide messenger RNA. Its product is annotated as protein SHQ1 homolog. Gene Ontology annotation, cellular component: nucleoplasm; cytoplasm. The record is from RefSeq and is a predicted model, not a curated record. Lineage: Eukaryota; Metazoa; Cnidaria; Hydrozoa; Anthoathecata; Hydridae. Gene Ontology annotation, biological process: box H/ACA snoRNP assembly.